AUGUUUAAAAAUGUAUCGGACAAUGGUUUUUUAUCAAUAUUACACAGUUGUGUUAAAAAACCAUUAUUGAUAUGGGAUAAAAAAAUAAGAUCGGGACACAUAAGAAGGAUUAUGGAUAACGAAUUACAAUGUUUAGUUUUAGAAUUAAAGGGUAAAAAAUUAAACAACACGUAUUUAACGUGUCCGGGUAAUUAUAAGAAAACAUUAGGCGUUAAAUUUCCAGUCAUUAUAUUAACAAUUAAAUAUUUGUAUAAAUAUUUUGCUUUCGAUAUACAAAUAUUAGAUGAUAAUAACGUGAGAAGAAAAUUUAAAAUAUCAACCCUAGUAUCUCAACCCGAUGUGAAACCUUUCACGUGUAAACUACCCUUGGUACUCACCGAAGGAUGGAAUCAAAUCGCUUUCUCCCUACAAGAAUAUACUAAAAAAAUAUAUAAUACAAAUUAUUAUGAAACUUUAAGGAUACAAGUUUAUCCGAAUUGUAGAAUACAAAGGAUAUAUUUUACAGAUGAAAUACCCAAUGAAGAUCCCUCUGAAUACAAUAAUAAUAAUAAUAAUAAUAAUAAUAAUAUUAAUAAAAAAAAUAACAUUUUAUUAGAUUCGCAAUAUUUAAUAGGAUCCUUAAAAAAACGUUAA
Messenger RNA from Pediculus humanus corporis (human body louse), 633 nucleotides. RefSeq names its product orf protein, putative. The transcript has a single exon. The record is from RefSeq and is a predicted model, not a curated record. Gene Ontology annotation, cellular component: motile cilium; ciliary basal body. The coding region runs from base 1 to 633 and encodes 210 amino acids. Lineage: Eukaryota; Metazoa; Arthropoda; Insecta; Psocodea; Pediculidae. Gene Ontology annotation, biological process: regulation of cilium beat frequency involved in ciliary motility; cilium assembly; positive regulation of cell motility.